AUGUCUAGCAAAAACGAUCACUUGCGUGACUUAAGUGAAUUUUGGGCUAACGUUAAUAUAAGCAAAAAUUUCACUAUGGAAUUUAAAGAUGAAUCGAUCAAAUCGUCGCUUCUAAUACUUCCUAACGUAGAAGCAUGCAAACAAAGACCAAAAUAUCUGAUAAUAAUCAUUUCAAGGACAGAAUCGCUAAAUGUUCGUAAUGCAAUACGAGAUACGUGGCUUAAUGCUAGUAAUUCAAAUAGUUUGAAAAAUGGAUUUGUUGUUGCAUAUUUUCUCGUAGGCAUACAGCAUGACAUUACGGUGAUGAUGAAAAUUAUUGAGGAAAGCAAGAAAUACAAUGAUUUAAUUGUCACAUCAAUUACGGAUAAUUAUAACACUCUAACACUUAAGGUUUACACAGCGAUGUAUUUCAAGCAUAUAUACUGUGAACAUGUAAUGUAUUAUAUCAAAGUAGAUGAUGAUGUCGUGCUUGAUCUGGAUCGUCUUAAUCAGCAAGUUAAUUCAUUUUCAAAUUUAGCUCAUAUUUAUGGAGCUAUACGUUACAAGGAUCCCGUCAUUAGGCGACGUAUGGAUAAAUAUUACAUGCCUUAUGAAUGUUAUUUACGAAACUUUUAUCCACCAUUUGCGCCUGGUAUGAUGUAUAUUAUACCAUUCGGAGCAUUCCAAAAAAUAUGGCGGACAUUACCGACAGUUAUAUGGUUAAAAUUGGAAGAUAUUUUUUACACAGGAAUUGUUGCGGAAAUUGCGGAUGUUAAACGUGUUAAUAUCGAUUUCAUGUAUUCCGCAGAUAACGUUCAGAGUUUACCAGAUCAAUGGGAAUGUGAUGAAUAUGGUCGAUCAAAGCUUGUCGCAGCAUCAUCAUUUCCUAGCGCUGAUGGCUUACGCAAAUUCCACAAAAACAAUACUAAUCAUUCUACUUCUACUUAA
Messenger RNA from Brugia malayi, 927 nucleotides. RefSeq names its product LD29807p, putative. Gene Ontology annotation, cellular component: membrane. The coding region runs from base 1 to 927 and encodes 308 amino acids. The transcript has 7 exons. Lineage: Eukaryota; Metazoa; Nematoda; Chromadorea; Rhabditida; Onchocercidae. Gene Ontology annotation, molecular function: hexosyltransferase activity. The record is from RefSeq and is a predicted model, not a curated record.